This is a messenger RNA of Sphaerodactylus townsendi, 2750 nucleotides long. Its product is annotated as oocyte zinc finger protein XlCOF6-like. Lineage: Eukaryota; Metazoa; Chordata; Lepidosauria; Squamata; Sphaerodactylidae. The record is from RefSeq and is a predicted model, not a curated record. Gene Ontology annotation, biological process: regulation of DNA-templated transcription. Gene Ontology annotation, molecular function: DNA-binding transcription factor activity, RNA polymerase II-specific; RNA polymerase II cis-regulatory region sequence-specific DNA binding.
UGGGACAGAGGACCGGAGGGCUUCAAAUAUGCAGAGGAAGAAACAGAUGCUUAGCUGAAUCCAAGCUCUACUCACAAGUUCUUCCAAUUUUCUCUGCCUUGCAGGCAGUGGGGAGAUGUUGAUGAGCCAUCCAUUUGGCAAAGGAAUGGAAACAGCUGCUGUGCUUCCAAUCCAGUGUCCAUUUUCCUUUGAGGAGGUCGCCGUGUAUUUCACUGAGGCAGAGUGGGCUCUCCUUGAUCCACACCAAAGAAUGCUCUACAAGGAAGUCAUGCUGGAAAACUAUGGGAGUGUGGUCUUUCUAGCAAAACAUGUGCAGGACAUAGUUGGGAAAUUCCAGGAGUUCUCACUGAAAAGAGACAAGGAACAAAAAUUUCAACUUCAAUCCAUGAAGUUCAUGGAUCAAGAGAGACCAGAAAGGCAGGAGGAAGGUCAUAGAAAAAAGACAAACAAAACCACCAUUCCUUUCCAAGAAGGGGAUUUCCCAGGUGUAAUUGAUAUGGCAGAGGAAACAUACAAAUGCUUGGACUGGGGAUUAAAUUUAUCAGAUCAAACUCAGAGCUUUAUUCUAGCAGAAGAUAUGGAAAAGACUGUUGGGGACUUCCAGAGGUUCUCACUGGAAAGAGAUAAGGAACAGAAGGCUGGCUUUAACUUCAGGGUUCAUGAUGAACCAGAGAGGCAGGAGGGAAGUCAUGCAGAACAGAUCAGGGAUAAACCCAUUCCAUGCCAAGGAUGGGAUUUCCAUAGAGUAAUUCACAUGGCGAAGGAAACAUACAAAGGAUAUGACUACACAUUGAAUUUCUUAGAUCACACUCAAUAUGAUAUUGAUUUGCGAAAGUUCCAUAAUUGCUUCCAAUGUGGAAAGAGCUUCCUUUGUGGAGAAGAACUCAUUAGACACCAAAGAAUCCAUAUUGCAGAGAAGCUGUAUUGCUGCUCAGACUGUGGCAAGAGAUUCUCAGAGAAUUCAGACCUUGUUCAACACAAGAGUUCCCACCAUUUAGGUGGGAAGACAUUAAUCUGCUUUAAAAGUGGGGGAAAAUACUCUGAUAGGAAAGCACAGAAAUGUGGAAAGAGACUCAAUAGCAGUGUUCAUCUUCAACAACAACUAAGAACACAGACAAGGGAGAAAUCUUUUGAGUGCUCAGUGUGUGGAAAGAGAUUUAGUCAGAGUGGCCUUCUUCAACUGCAUCAAAGAACCCACACAGGAGAAAAAUCUUUUGAAUGUUCAGAGUGUGGAAAGAGAUUCAGUCAGAGUGGCAGCCUUAAUCACCAUCAAAACACUCACACAGGGGAGAAACCUUUUGAGUGCUCAGAUUGUGGGAAGAAAUUCACUCACUGUGGAAAUCUUCAACUACAUCAAAGAACCCACACAGGAGAGAAACCUUUUGAGUGCUCAGAGUGUGGGAAGAGAUUCAGUCAGAGAGGCAAUCUUAAACUGCAUCAAAGAAUCCACACAGACGAGAAACCUUUUGAGUGCUCAAAGUGUGGAAAGAGAUUCAGUCAGAGAGGCAAUCUUAAACUGCAUGAAAGAACCCACACAGGAGAGAAACCUUUUGAGUGCUCAGAGUGUGAAAAGAAAUUCAGUAGCAGUGGAGAUCUUCAAAGGCAUUUGAGAACCCACACAGGGGAGAAACCUUUUGAAUGCUCACAGUGUGGAAAGAGAUUCAGUUACAGUGGCAGUUUUCAUCGACAUCAAAGAACCCACACAGGGGAGGAACCUUUUGAGUGCUCAGAGUGUGGAAAGAGAUUCAGUCAGAGUGGCAGUCUUCAUCUCCAACAAAGAACCACUACCAGAGAGAAACCUUUUGAGUGCUCACAGUGUGGAAAACGAUUCAGACACAGUGGCAGUCUUCAUCUGCAUCGAAGAACCCACACAGGAGAGAAACCUUUUGAAUGUUCAGAGUGUGGAAAGAAAUUCAGUCACAGUAGCCAUCUUCAUGUGCAUCAAAGAACCCACACAGGAGAGAAACCUUUUGAGUGCUCAGAGUGUGGAAAACAAUUCAGUCGCAGUGGCAAUCUUCAUGUACAUCAAAGAACGCACACAGGAGAGAAACCUUUUGAGUGCUCAGAAUGUGGAAAACGAUUCAGUCGCAUUGGCAAUCUUCAUGUUCAUCAAAGAAUGCACACAGGGGAGGAACCUUUUGAGUGCUCAGAGUGUGGAAAGAAAUUCCGUAUCAGUGGAGUUCUUCAAAAGCAUUUGAGAACCCACACAGGGGAGAAACCUUUUGAGUGCUCAGAAUGUGGAAAGACAUUCAGUAGCAGUGGAGAUCUUCAAAGGCAUUUAAGAACCCACACAGGGGAGAAACCUUUUGAAUGCUCACAGUGUGGAAAGAGAUUCAGUCACAGUGGCAGUUUUCAUCGACAUCAAAAAACCACUAUGAUGUGGAACCUUUUGAGUGCUCACAGUGUGGAUGGAAAAUCAGUCAGAGUGGCAUUCUUCAAAAGCAGUUCAUUAAUAUUAUGAGAAACCUUUUAAAGUGCUUAGGAAUGGUAGAAAGAAUCAUAGCAUCAUAGAGUUAGCUAUAGAUAUCGAAACAAACCCCUGCAAUGCAGGAACCACAAUCAAACCACUUCUGAAAGAUGGUCACUGAGCCUCCGAAGAACCUCCAAAGAAUCAGACUUCACCAUGCUCCACUGUCGAACAGCCAUUACUAUCAGGAACUUUUUCCUGAUGUUUAGGUGGGAUCUCUUUUCCUGCACCUUGAACCCAUUACUCCUGGUCCUAGUCUCUGAAGCACCAGAAAACAAGCUUG